This is a messenger RNA of Marchantia polymorpha subsp. ruderalis, 2551 nucleotides long. The record is from the annotation of a GenBank genome assembly. NCBI's taxonomy places the organism in Eukaryota, Viridiplantae, Streptophyta, Marchantiopsida, Marchantiales, Marchantiaceae.
UAAAAGCGCUCGCAUGGGCCCUUUUGGACAUCGUAUAAUUUUCGCUCUUAGAGAUGCUUGCCCUUUUUCUGAAGCUCGUCAAGCUUAAAGUUAAAGCUGUAGCGAAUAUGAUAAGUCAAAAUGUUUACAGUCGAGAGAUUUCUUAUUCGCCAAUGGACUGUUCGAGGACGAGCCGACUUGUGAAAAGCGUCACCAGGACUGAAGUCCGAGAGAGGUCCGAACGAUCCAGCUCGGUCUGCGCGGAGCCUGCACAGCCUCCAGAGUUGGACAUGGCAGCCUGAGGGCGGAACGAGGCGGUGCGAACGCUCUGACGCUGGAGAUUUUGGACCGUGACCUGAGCAGGUUGGCCGUCACGUGUCGGCUGCCUGGAGCUCCAGUGAGCUCACGGCGCAAGAACCAUGUUAGUGAGUCCAUCCUGGACCGAGUCGGAAAAGCGGUCUUUGCGAAUGACAGCCGCAAUGCCAUGAGUUUCUCUCUCAAUUCCAUGCUCUGUUCCUUCCCGGACAUUGGACUGAGCGAACGAGCCCACUCUUCUCUUGAGGCGGCUUGGCCAUCGUACGAUCGUACCAUCGCACUCGUGCCUGAGUGCUUCUGCUGGCGGCUCGAUUCCAUCGGGCUCCCGUUCCGGGUCCUGCCAUUAUUUUCUGCAAACAUUAUUCACGAGGCGAUUCUGCGCAGGACUGCCGCUUGCUGGCGACUUCUGACAGAGAUUUGGUUGGGGAAGUGCCUGCCGCUCGUGCGAGUGCGACGAGCGAGUUGGCUGACGACUUUCAUAGCGCCGGUAUAAAUUUCGAAGGUCUGUCUCCUCAAACUGCAAGCACGGUGCCCAUCUCCUGACCAAUCUCUUCUGCGCUCUUGGAUUCUUCCGGGAGCUCUCUCGAUACAGCUCUUCUUCCCGAAGUGUGAGUAAUCACAUCGACCGCGGUCGGAGUUCCCAAUCUUUUUCGCCUACGGACGGGGCUGGAAGGGCGACCUCGAUCGAGAUGAAAUCGAAGGAAGUGACGAGUCUGCAUACGGGCGAGUCCGAGCUGCCCGAGGGAGUGACGCGAUGGCGGCAGGGCAGAAUCCGUGACGGUAUACCAACCGGAGCGGAAAACGAAAGCUACCAUUUUGUGGUGCGCCAUGAGGAUUUUCUCGACCUUUUGGGCCCGUCCCCGCGCAUCGAGAAGGUCGCCGAAACGAACGCUCACGAGGGCCUCCUCUACAUGCCCGACACCGAUUCCCUUCUGUUCACCACCCUCGGGGUUCUGGAACACGCCCCGAACCAGAUCAAGAGACUAUGCCUGAAGACUCACGAGAUCUUCUUCAUCUCCGAGAACACGGACUACGCCAAUGGCAUGACACUCGACUGCCAGGGGAAUCUGCUCAUCUGUCAGCAAGGCUGUAAGGGCUCUCCGGCUUACAUCGAGAAGAUCGACCUGAAGACCGGCGUCUCGAGCAACAUCGCUGACAACUGGUACGGGCGCCGAUUGAACGGCCCGAAUGACAUCGUGGUCAAGAGCGACGGAAGCAUCUGGUUCACCGAUCCUGACUAUCCGAUGGAGCAAGGGUUCGGUGAAGAAAACCCCAUGCUCAAGAAUCAGGUGUACAGAAUCGAUCCGGAUGGGACGGUGGACGUCGUCGCCGACAAAUUCCAGAAGCCGAACGGGCUCGCCUUCUCUCCAGACGAAUCCCGGCUCUACGUCACCGACACUGGCUACUACAGCGGGGUACCGGAGGUGGACAAGAACCGGCCUCACAGCAUCACCGUGUUCGAUGUGAAGAACGGAAGGCAGGUGCACGAUCGGCGUUUGUUCGCCUCCAUCUGCGCCUUCGACGGGUCGUCGCUCGGAAUGCCCGACGGCAUCAAAGUGGACACCGCAGGGCGCGUGUACGUCGCCAACGCCGAUGGCGUCCAGGUGAUCAACGAGACCGGUGUCAUGCUCGGUCUGAUUCGCGUGGAGAAGGCGGUGACUUUGGCGUUCGGCGGCCCUCUGCUCGACACUCUGUACAUUGUCAACGACCAUGAAAUCCUGUCUGUCAAGCUUAACGCUACCGGUGCCGGACUCCCUUACGCGGGGACGUAUCACAAGUUGCCACAGUACGCAAAACAGUGAAAGCCAGAGAUUUGUUCCUUUUGUGCUCGAGGAAUAAAUAGCUCGUCUUUGUCUGCGAUGGUCCUGCAACUCUGAUCAUCACAUGCUGAUGUGAGAAGAGGUGCAGCCAGGUUUUUUAGCGAGGAGAUAGAUCAGCACUGCGUCCGUGUAUAGUGUACAAAUCGUCAGUAGCUGUUUCUCAUGCCUCGGUGUCAGCCCUUAAAAGUAUACGUGACUUCGACCUACGUUAACACUUGUGCCUUUUCUCGAGGCUUGCGGUUGUGGGAGGUGAAUUAGAGAUUAAUAUGACCACUCCCAGAGGUCGAGCUUCCUCUGGUUGCGGGGUUUACCUAUUAUCUGUUCAACAUGCCUCGAUGUGCAAUCACAAGUCUGUGAAUGAGUUUAUUAAGAUGCGAGUUUUUCAUAUGGCAUCAGCUUGCCUGCGCACAGCUUAUAAGAGCUUCGGCAACUCUUCU